CCUGUCCCGGGCUAGGCUUCUCCUUAAGCCGUCUCCUCCCUAGUCCUGACUCUCACCGUAAGGGCCCCUGCAUUCUGACCGCCAACAUGGUUCUGUUGUUGGCGGCUGUAAUGGCACCAGGAGUCUGACCCAUGGGGUCAUGCCGACCCUCCUUCAGCAACCUGGGUACUUGGAUUCUGGCUAGAAAGAAUUCAGAGCCAAGACCCAAACUGAAUGCAAAAACUAAAAAGACCCUCUGCAUUGCAAGGAGACUAGAGGGAAGUGAAAAGUCUAAAGAUGAAGGCAUUUCAGACCAUCUGCAGGCAGCUUAAAAGUUCAAAGCGAUUUUCUGUAGAACUAUCCCCACAUCUGGGUUUCUCCACGUCCUCUUAUUCAUGUGGCCGGAAGAAAAAAGUGAACCCUUAUGAAGAGGUGAACCAAGAAAAGUACUCUGAUUUAGUACAGUCUGUCUUGUCAUUCAGAGGCCCUGCUCAGACUCCAGAAUCGUUGUUCGAGGAAGAUUCUUUACUCUAUGGACCUGUGAGUAAGUGUAAACCCCCAAAGCAAGAUGAGGAAGCAAGAGUUCCAGGAAACUGGUUUCCUCUCUUCAAUCCAGAGAGAAGCUGCAGACCAAAUGCAACAAGUGCUGCGACAGCCCCUUUGAAAAUCCCUUUGCAAAGGAAUAAGAUACCAAGUGUGACCCGGGUCCUUCAGCAGACCAUGACAUCAGAACAGAUUUUCUAUUUGGAGAGGUGGAAGCAGCGGAUGAUUCUGGAACUGGGAGAGGAUGGCUUUGCAGAAUAUACUUCAAACUUAUUUUUACAAGGGAAACAGUUCCAUGAAGCCUUGGAAAGCAUACUUUCACCUCAGGGGAACUUAAAAGAGGGAGAUGAAAAUCUUGAGUCUGGCUACAUCGAAAGCAUCCAGCAUAUUCUGAAAGAUGUCAGUGGAGUUCAAGCUCUUGAAAGUGCUGUUCAACAUGAGACCUUAAAGUAUGUAGGUCUGCUGGACUGUGUGGCUGAGUAUCAAGGCAACCUGUGUGUGAUUGAUUGGAAAACAUCGGAAAAACCAAAACCUCUUAUCCGGAAUACAUUUGACAAUCCGCUGCAGGUUGUGGCAUACAUGGGUGCCAUAAACCAUGAUGCCAACUAUAGCUUUCAGGUUCGGUGUGGUUUAAUUGUGGUGGCCUACAAAGAUGGAUCCCCUGCCCACCCACAUUUCAUGGACACAGAGCUGUGUUCCCAGUACUGGACAAAGUGGCUUCUUCGACUGGAAGAAUAUACAAAAAAGGAAAAGAACCAGAAUAUUCAGAAACCAGAUUAGGGGCAGGAUGCUAUUUGGAAGCAUUCAGCACUUUCUCACAGUUUGGGAAAAUAUAUUGCUGUUUACUGUGACCUAAGAUGGAAG
This is a messenger RNA of Myotis brandtii (Brandt's bat), 1386 nucleotides long. It is a transcript of the gene MGME1, whose product is annotated as mitochondrial genome maintenance exonuclease 1. The transcript is spliced from 5 exons. Gene Ontology annotation, molecular function: single-stranded DNA exodeoxyribonuclease activity. The record is from RefSeq and is a predicted model, not a curated record. NCBI's taxonomy places the organism in Eukaryota, Metazoa, Chordata, Mammalia, Chiroptera, Vespertilionidae. The coding region runs from base 277 to 1302 and encodes 341 amino acids. Gene Ontology annotation, cellular component: mitochondrion. Gene Ontology annotation, biological process: mitochondrial DNA replication.